Molecule: messenger RNA, 399 nt
Organism: Racocetra fulgida
Lineage: Eukaryota; Fungi; Glomeromycota; Glomeromycetes; Diversisporales; Gigasporaceae
Source: the annotation of a GenBank genome assembly
GGUGGCAAUUUGAUAUAACUAAUGCUAGUGUUCCCUCUAGCCCUGGUUUUAAUAUUUUUGACAAAGCAAAACAAAAAAAUGGUCAAGACAUCACAAACUUUUUCAAAAGAGAUGAAAUAGCUAGUUGUAAUCUCAGCACGACCCCAAAAUUUACUGCAGUCACUCAACUUCCUUGUUCUACUAAUUCUAGCAUUUGCCCUCUUGAUCAAUUAAGCUUUUCAUUGUUGCAACAGUAUAAUUUAAAAAAUACUUCAAAACGAGUUGGCUUUGACUAUGGGGAUCUUGGCUCUCCAGAGUUAAAAAAUUACUUUGUUAUUGAUGGUUAUGUACUCAACAUGGAUCCAUAUAUUAGUGCUCAUCCAAGUCCAAUAGAGAACGAUUUACUUGAUAAAAUGAUUC